Messenger RNA from Hypoxylon trugodes, 2825 nucleotides. RefSeq names its product Metallo-dependent hydrolase. Gene Ontology annotation, cellular component: cytosol. The transcript has 3 exons. Lineage: Eukaryota; Fungi; Ascomycota; Sordariomycetes; Xylariales; Hypoxylaceae. Gene Ontology annotation, molecular function: deaminase activity. The record is from RefSeq and is a predicted model, not a curated record. Bases 654 to 2126 code for a protein of 490 amino acids.
GACAGGUCUUCGGAAUGCUAGACCAUCCCAGCUUCAACUUCCCUACGAACAUUUUUCUACACCGCUCAUCCAUGCCUUAUCUGGCAAAUGUGUUUGGGAUUAACACGUAGCAAUCUCGUAAUUGCUAUUUUGGUAGCGAGGCCCUCAGAGCCUUGUUACUCAUUACUCUCGCGAGAUCAAAAGGUGGCAGGGUGGGACGAAGCUCAAACAGAGAAUGACUGCAUCUCUCGAUCUAAGGUGGGUGUCGCGCUUCGCGUUUGCGAGCGAGGCAGCGAAUUACCUAUUAGCGUAACAUUUGUCGUCACAUCGAUGAGCUAGUAGAGCUGAAUCGGUCAGUUAGGGUGCAGUCGGAUAGUGUGGGCGGAUUUAAUCCUGGACAAUCAGCUUGCAGAUAAUCGCGAUGACAGACGCGAGGAAGCGGGUUGUUAGUGAGUAAUGCCCUCUAUCCACGAAUGGAAAGCCGAGAUUCAGCUUACAAAUAUUUUCUUAAGGGGAGCUUCAACCAACAUAACAUGAAGCUCUGUAUGAUAUAUAAAUAAUGUUAGUAAAAGAAGCUGGUGCUUUGAAUAUUUCCCUUGUCUAAUCUUCUUGGUUGUACUGAAUCAAACUUGAAUCAAUAAUUUCUUUUGGUGAUAUUCCUUGGCGCUAUCAACAUGACGUCUGCACCCCCUUCUAGCUCCCUUCUCCUCUCCGGGGGAACCAUUAUAGCAUACAAAGAAGAGACUCAAUCACUAGAUGUGAUUCGUUACGGCGCGGUACUCAUCAAGGGCGACACUAUCGCGGCGCUAUACGAUACCCCCAAUCCAAGUGACGUGCCAGCGGGUACAGAGGUCGUCGACUGUACGAAUAAGAUUAUCUCGCCCGGUUUCAUAGACACACACAGGCACGGCUGGCAAGCAGCACUGAAGACAUUAGCUCCGAACACAACCCUGGCCGACUACAUUUUCCGCUAUAGCUCCCCUGCCGCAGGAUACCUGUUCACACCCGAAGAUGUUUACAUCGGACAACUCGCCGGUUUGCUUGAGGCCCUCAACGCCGGCGUGACAACAACUCUAGACCACGCUCACCACAUCUGGUCACCCGAGACGACGAAGGCUGGUCUACAAGGAUCAAUUGACAGCAGUGCCAGGGUUUUCUGGGGUCAUGAUUUCCAGGGCACCAAAACGUAUCCGCUCUCAGAUCAAAUCACUACUUUUAAGGAGAUAGUAAAAACAAAAUCUCCCACAGACGACCUAACUACUGUGAGUGCGGCGUACGACCAAUGGGCGCACGCCUCGCAAGAAGAUAAGGAGGCGAUUGUCAAUGUGGUCAAGGAAUUGAAUAUCCCAGUUCUAACAGUCCAUUACGUGGGCGGUGCAUGGGCGCUCGAAAACUCACCGGAAAUCCUUCAACCCACUGGCAUCCUAAACACUGACACAGCUGUCGUGAUCUCCCAUGCCUCCGCAAUUACAGCCGCGGGCGCCAAUAUCCUUCGUGCCACCAACCAGUUUAUCUCCAUCACGCCCGAAUCAGAGAUGCACUAUGGGCAUUCACACCCUACCUCGCAUCUCAUACAAGAUCAAGGCUCGAUUGGCGUCGACACAUUUAUGACCUUCUCGACGGAUAUGAUAACCCAAGCCCGCUUAUGGCUCCAGAGAACUCGCACCCGCCUUUUUGAUGAGGUCCUCGAUAAAUGGGAGGUUCCUGUCAAUAACCCUAUGUCAGUCAAUCAAGCCUUCCUCAUGGCUACUCGACAAGGCGGAUUAGCGCUCCGACGUCCAGACCUAGGUGUAAUCCGAGUCGGAGCCAAAGCAGACCUCGUCAUUUUCGACGGCCGCACGCCGGCAUUGCUAGGAUGGCGUGACCCGGUCGCGGCGGUGAUCCUACACGCAAGUGUCGGAGAUAUCGAACAUGUCAUAGUCGGCGGCAAGUUCGUAAAGAAGGAUGGCAAAUUGACUUAUGCCAACUACGAAUCUGUAAAGGAUCGAUUCCUCGCUAGUGUGGAAAGAAUACAGAAAGCCGUCAUUGAAAGGCCUGCUCCUGUGUUGGAGGGCAAUUUCUUCACUGGAUGUGGAUAUGGUCGUGCUACGGAGGUGAAUGUUACUCGGAGAGGGAACAACGGUUAUGGUGAACAGUUCCUCCAUUAAAAACUGAUGUAUAUAUGUAAGCGAGUGGCUCACCGAAAGUGAGAGCGAAUGCUGCGGAAUAUCUGGGGACGAAAGACGCCGCUCAAUGCUAUUACGACACGAAAUCUCACAUUCUCGAUGGAUAUUAUUAUAUGCAAGCCAUAUCAAAAAUCAAUGAAACUUGAAAUUCGCUCUUGGACUAAUUUCACCAACUACUUCUUCCCUGCAGACUGUUGUUGAAAAUACCGAGUCAUGGUAUACCCAGGCACACGAUUAGUAUGGGGAAGUUCAUCUAACCCAUUCCGUCGACCGAAGAAAGAUAUGCAAGGUUGUGCUAAUCCUUGAAGUCCAUAUUUUAAUCAGUAUAGGUCAAGGUAACGCUUCCAUCCAUACUUCAAGCAUUAUAUAAUACUCAUAUUAUCUUGAAUUGUAUGCCUUCUCGACAACCCGGUACCUGGGCUACAGGAAUGUUCCGUGAAAAAACUUGUGGGCUUGGCAUACAUUUCUUGAUUUGCAACCCGAAAAACCAGGAAGCGGGUGGGUAUGGAGGUAACCUUAUCGCCGUCUCCAGCUAUCUCGAAGGGGGGUUCCCCGUCUGAGCGCAACUGUGGACAGGGUAGAGCUUUUGGUUUGGAAUUCUGUAGGCGUGCAUCCAUCACGCCGUUCCUGAAUCAGCAUGGAUAUGGUGUAAAAUCAUGGCUGAUAAUUUUCUAUGAUCGU